Molecule: messenger RNA, 2586 nt
Organism: Puma concolor (puma)
Lineage: Eukaryota; Metazoa; Chordata; Mammalia; Carnivora; Felidae
Source: RefSeq, a predicted model, not a curated record
GAGCUGGGGCCGCGGAGCCCGGAGGACCGCGGAGGGAAUGAGCCGGCUCCGCCUCCCCGGGGCGCGCGGGCCAGGCUGCUGAGAAGCCCCGGCGGCGCCCGGAGGAACCGAGCCCUCCCGCCAGCGCACGGAGUGGGAUUCCUUCCGAACGCCUGAGACACCUGUUAACUUUGGAAAAUAGACGCCCCUGGAAAAGGUCGAAGAGAAACCGGUGUCGUUUCCAGUAAAACGGCCUCUGCGAAAUGUACCGAUUGGCAAAUGCAAGAUUAGGGGUUGAGGAGACUGAAGAAGGCUGAUGGGCUGAUGGGCUCAGCUGGUAGGUUCCACUGUCUCACCAUGACCACCGAAAAUCCGACGCCGGGAGACCUGGCUCCGUCCCCCCUCGUCACUUGCAAACUCUGCCUCUGUGAACAGUCCCUGGACAAGAUGACCACACUCCAGGAAUGCCAGUGCCUCUUCUGCACAGAUUGCUUGAAGCAGUACCUGCAGCUGGCAAUCCGAGAGGGAUGCGGGUCUCCCAUCUCUUGCCCCGACACGGUGUGCCUCGGCCGCGGGAUCCUGCAGGAAGCGGAGAUUGCCUGCUUGGUACCUGUGGACCAGUUUCAGCUUUAUCAACGGUUAAAAUUUGAACGAGAAGUUCACCUGGACCCCCAUCGAACAUGGUGUCCUGUCGCAGACUGUCAGACAGUGUGCCCUGUUGCAUCAAGUGACCCGGGACAGCCCGUACUGGUGGAGUGUCCUUCUUGUCACCUGAAAUUCUGCUCAUGUUGCAAGGAUGCUUGGCACGCAGAAGUCUCCUGUAGAGAUAGUCAGCCUGUUGUCCUGCCGACAGAGCACGGGGCCCUCUUUGGGACAGACACAGAAGCCCCCAUUAAGCAAUGCCCUGUUUGUCGGGUUUAUAUCGAACGCAACGAAGGCUGUGCUCAGAUGAUGUGCAAGAAUUGCAAGCACACGUUUUGCUGGUACUGUCUCCAGAACCUGGAUAAUGACAUUUUCCUCAGGCAUUAUGACAAAGGGCCGUGUAGGAAUAAGCUUGGCCACUCGAGAGCCUCAGUGAUGUGGAACCGAACACAGGUGGUGGGGAUUCUGGUGGGAUUGGGCAUCAUCGCCUUGGUGACUUCACCCCUGCUGCUCCUGGCCUCCCCCUGCAUCAUCUGUUGUGUCUGCAAGUCCUGUCGGGGCAAGAAGAAAAAGCACAGCCCAUCCACAACCUAGAGGUCUCUGCUCACGUCCACGUGCCACAGAUGUCUGGGGUUCUAAUGAGAAGCACAGUGAGAAAGCCCCACUUAGUGCACCUGCCUCCUCCUUGCCAACCUUUGAAAGUGCCUGUGUCCAGACUUUGAACUUGCCUUUGGCACCAAGGCCCAGCCCUGAUGCACGUGUUCCCGUGUGAAGAGAACCGGGCUGUGCGGUCUAGGCUGUGUCUGUGGAGCAUGUCGGGAAGCUUUGGGGUUGCUGAGAAGGAAUGGGUUGCUAACCCAUCAUCAUUUUACCCCCCCGGAGGAUCCCACCGGACUGUUUAACUGAUGGCCAGAUUCAAGGAGCCCGAGUGAACCUGUAGUGUAAUAAAUGUGUUGUCGCGGUUGGCCACACACAUCACAACUGAGCACCAGCGUCCGUUCUGUGUCGAUUUGACCACCAAUAGAUACGUGGGAGAGACCCCCCUGGGGGAGGGAAAGAAUAACACCGUUUAAGAGGAGAUUGUUGUAAGAGCUGCAAAGCAGGCUGCUUAGCUCAGGAGUGGGUACUUGGCUUCGGCCUCUGCCAGCCACCGGGUGUGCUGUUGCCGGCAUUCCCACGGUGACUUGGCAGAAACACAAUGGGUUUCUCCUUGUGUGAUCUCAGCUUCCAGCACAAAACUGCUGUGCAGAGGGAGGUGUCUUUUCCCAGUGCGAGGGCUACAGCCUGUAAAACAAUGUGGUCUGAUGGAGCGGCUCUCCCUGGGCAAGUGCAGCUUGGCGAAGGUGAUAGACUCUCCUCCAGCCAGUAGCUGUGGUCUGCAGGAUUGUCUGAUGUGAAAUACGGGUCAAGGGGCAGAGGUUCAAAUCCUUCACCGUAGAUAACAGAGACCUUUCCUGAGCCCUGCGUUCUUGCGCCCAGCACAUUUAGGACUGGACCUGAAAGUCCAUAGCAAGAGUGACUAUCCAAGUCCCAUGUGUACAUCUAGAAAUCCAUAUAAUUUGCCACCUACCUAGACCCUCCGUCCACUGGGCACGUGCGAGUAUUUCCCGUGGUACACACAAAACAAAUGUUUCCUCAAAGCCAUUUUGUCUUUCCUUCUGGGACUAAUACACUUUAUUAGAAAUCAACCUAAUGAUUUUUUUUUUUUUUUGCAUAUUACAUGUGUAAAUUUUGGUUGCAAGUUCCUAACUUAACAAAAGGUAUAGACUCAUAAACCCAACUCUUUUAAAACAACCCUAGCACGGUGUCCUGUCAUGUCAGUGUGUAAAAACACUGAUAAUCAAGCUAGUUACCUAUUUUCAAACGCAGUGCAAGCAGCUCUCAACAAAGUUUAAUAUUGCUCUUGGAAGCCUCUGUUAGGGCGAGCCAGAUACUUCCUGUGUGUACAAGGCACUGAUCAAACAA